Molecule: messenger RNA, 603 nt
Organism: Argentina anserina (silverweed cinquefoil)
Lineage: Eukaryota; Viridiplantae; Streptophyta; Magnoliopsida; Rosales; Rosaceae
Product: dirigent protein 23-like
Exons: 3
Coding region: 1-561 (186 amino acids)
Source: RefSeq, a predicted model, not a curated record
AUGGCAAACACAGCUCUGCUGCUGCUGAUGUUAAUGAUCACCUCGUCGCUAAUGGCCUUGAUGAAAGCUGAGUGGGCGGAAUCGGUCGAGGCAAGAAAGGAGGCCACGCCUUCAGAGACCGUAACCAACCUCCAGUUUUACUUCCACGACACAGUCAGUGGAAAUAACCCUAGUGCCGUACGUGUUGCACAAGCUGUCGGCACCGACAAAUCCCCAACAAUCUUUGGGGCUCUGCUUAUGGCCGAUGACCCGCUUACGGAGACACCGGACCCAAAUUCCAAGCUUGUUGGACGAGCACAAGGGGUGUACGGGUCAUCCGGGCAGCAAGAACUUGCCCUUUUUAUGGCCAUGAGCUUUUCCUUUACGUUCACGGAUGGAACGUACAAUGGUAGCUCCAUUAGUGUUUUUGGUAAAAACCCAGCUCUGAACCCGGUACCAGAGCUGCCGGUUGUGGGAGGAACGGGAUCUCUCAUCUCCAACAGAUAUGCAAUUGCAUCUACUCAUUGGUUUGAUGUUAGUGGUGAUGAUAUCGUAAGGUAUAAUGUCAUUGUAAUUCACUAGAGCUACCGUAUGAUUAUCUGUAUAAAUGUAUAAUCAUGAAUA